Molecule: messenger RNA, 1614 nt
Organism: Seriola dumerili (greater amberjack)
Lineage: Eukaryota; Metazoa; Chordata; Actinopteri; Carangiformes; Carangidae
Product: high affinity cGMP-specific 3',5'-cyclic phosphodiesterase 9A-like
Exons: 14
Coding region: 1-1614 (537 amino acids)
Biological process (GO): cGMP catabolic process
Molecular function (GO): 3',5'-cyclic-GMP phosphodiesterase activity
Source: RefSeq, a predicted model, not a curated record
AUGGCAACAAAAAUCAUCUACUUCACAGUGAAUGGGAGACCAGAGCAGGCUGAGUUCCCAGUGGAUUGUCCUGCCCAGGAUGUCAAAGAUCUUUUCCGCUCUGCAGCGGAGGCCGGACCCCACGACAUCCUGAAGCUGUACAACCCCAAAGGCAACAUCAUCAACAUCUCCCCAGGUCUAGAGCCAAACAGCCCAAACUCCUGCUACAAGCUGGAGGUGGUGGCCGCCGACUGCAACAGUGAGCCGUUAGGUGCGGAGCUUGCUGGUGCACUCGGGUUUGACCUCUCAUCCAUGGAAAAAAGACUGCAGGGCCUGGAGAAGAAAAUCCUGAUCGAGGCUGGAGAGACUCCUGCAGUGGUGUAUGAGAUGAAGAAACAGGUGGAUUCAUUCCAGAUAAAACUAGAGAGUGUGGAGCAUCUGAGUUGGCUUGGCCUGUUUAAAGACCUGUCUGAGGGAACACACAAGCCCUCCCCCUUCUACCACAAGAGAACCCUGCGGAAAACCAGGGAGGAGUGUGAGCACGUCCGGGAAAAGUUUCUUCAAAUGAGCUCUCUGGAGGUAUCAGAAGAAGUGAGGCAGUACCUUAAAACCCCAACCUUUGAUAACUGGCAGUGGGAGGACGCAGAGAUCAUGGUGCUCCUGCAGGUCAUGUACACAGAUCUAGAUUUCAUAGCGACCUUCAACAUCGAGCCUGAAGUUCUGCAGCAGUUCCUGUUUGAAGUCUACCGCAGAUACAACAACAUCCCUUUCCACAACUUCAAGCACUGCUUCUGUGUUACCCAGAUGAUGUACGGUUUGAUCUGGCUGACUGACCUGAGGAGUAAGAUGGACACCAUCGACCUGCUGAUCAUGCUGACCUCUGCAGUUUGCCACGACCUGGACCACACAGGAUACAACAACGCCUAUCAGAUAAACGCUCGGACUGAACUCGCUCUUCGCUACAACGACAUCUCUCCCCUGGAGAACCAUCACUGCGCUGUAGCUUUUGAGAUACUGGAGAAGACAGAGAACAACGUCUUUAGAAAUCUGUCCAUGGAUCAGUACAAACGGAUCAGAGAGGGAAUCAUCAAAUGCAUUUUGGCCACUGACAUGACAAGACACAAUGAGAUUCUCAAUAAGUUCAAAUCCAUCCUGCCUGUUUUUGACUUCACCAACAAGGACCACAAAGAUGUGCUGAUGAUGAUCCUGAUCAAAGUGAGUGAUAUAUCCAACGAGGCGCGGCCCAUGGAGGUGGCUGAGCCCUGGCUGGACUGUCUUCUACAGGAGUUCUACAACCAGAGUGAUGUGGAGAAGCUUGAGGGUCUUCCAGUGACCCCCUUCAUGGAUCGGGACAAAGUAACCAAACCUUCAUCCCAGACAGGCUUCAUCAGAUUUGUCCUCCUGCCUCUCUUCAUCGAACUGGCCAACCUCUUCCCCUGCCUGGAGCAUCACAUCAUCGACCCAGUGCGGAAGGCUCUGGACUACUACACAGAGAUGGAGAAGGCUCUGGAGAGGGAGAAGCAGAACCGAGCUCAGAGUGAGAACGCAGCAAAGAGCAAGGACUCGUCUGUGGGAGCUCAGAGCUCAGCUGACAGCCACACAGAGGCUGAGUCCUCCAGACCAGACACACACUGA